Molecule: messenger RNA, 1488 nt
Organism: Leishmania braziliensis MHOM/BR/75/M2904
Lineage: Eukaryota; Euglenozoa; Kinetoplastea; Trypanosomatida; Trypanosomatidae
Product: tubulin-tyrosine ligase-like protein
Exons: 1
Coding region: 1-1488 (495 amino acids)
Biological process (GO): protein modification process
Source: RefSeq, a predicted model, not a curated record
AUGCGGAACUGCGGCUCCAUCUAUGAGGAGAUGACAAAGCAGCUUCUGGCGACCGGCCGAUGGUCGCACCUCUCCGUCCGCCAGUGCUCCAUCACGAAAGCCCUUGUCGUCUCUGAAACUCAGAAAGACUUGUCUGACACAAACAUGCACCUGCUCCUCGGAGAGAAGAUUCCAUGUGAACGAGUAAUCGCAACCCGACGUGUCAUGUCGAAGCGAUACCAGGGUCACCUUGGCAAGGGCAGCAGGAGGAGGCACUUUGUCUACGCCUCGCGGUUCUACACGUCCCCGGGACUCCGGAUACCGAUGGGCAGCGGUGAUGAUGGCGAGGUGCGCGUGGUCGACUUUGUGGAGAACACGCGAAGCAUCACAUUAAAGAGCUCAAUGGUGACGGCGCUGCUAAAGUACCACAACUACAACUGGAAUACCCUUGGCGACUAUCUUCCCAUGUCCUUUAAGCUGCUACCAUGCCAAUCGAGCCGUGACGAGCGGCAGCAGUUGCUCGCGACCGCGAAGAACGGUGUGCGACUGCCUAACCAGGCGAGCAAACCGUGUAUGUGGAUCGUGAAGAGUUCGGCCGGUUGCCACGGCGACAACAUUGAGAUUUUCCCUGGUGACUAUCGGGGCAUUCUGAAGUUGCUGCGCUUCAUUGAUAGCCAACACGACAAUCACGCUUGGAUAGCGCAGCAGUACGUGGAUCGCCCCCUCCUGUACCACAAGCGCAAGUUCGACAUCCGGUGCUGGGCCUUGCUCCUUCGCGAUCUGUACGAGAUCUACGUGCACGAGGAGUUGGUGAUGCGCACCAGCAGCGUGCCGUACACUCGCGAAAGCGCGACGUCCAAGACCCCCAUUGGCCGCCUCGCGCACAUCACAAACCACUGCGUGCAGGAAACUGGCAAGAUGUACUCGUUGUACGAGGAGAGCAACGAGCUAUGGCGGGAGCACCUGGAUGGACUCAUACGCUACAAGGGAACGGUGAGAGCUGCAAAGCUGAAGCAGGAAAAGUGCACCCCUCUCUGUGGUCUGAGGAUACAGGAGCCAAAACACUGCGACGCUCCUUACCCGACAACGUCCUCAAAUGAUGUGAGAGAGUCUCCGUACCCCAUUCGCGAGAUGAACCACAACGUCAGUACACCUACCCCACACCCCGUAAGUGCCCAUGCUGAGUCAACCUCGAUCACGCUUGACAGUCAUAUCAUGCCGCAGAUCCACUUUAUUAUUCGCGACUCGCUGCUGGCCGCACGGGCGCAUGUGCCCGAUGAGCCGGCCGUCCCCCCUACCCACACAUUUCAGGUCUUUGGGUACGAUUUUCUCAUCGACGAGGACCUCAAAGUGUGGCUCCUGGAGAUCAACGGCGCACCAGGCGGCCCUGACCGCCUGAAGCCUGCGCUAGUGAAGGAUACGAUUGAGCUGGCAGUGGCCCCGUACUUUUCAGGAACGAUGAACCUGAAAGCAAAGCGACACAACGGCUAUGUGCGUAUCUAUCCUUGA